This is a messenger RNA of Amphibalanus amphitrite, 3523 nucleotides long. Its product is annotated as protein RRP5 homolog. Gene Ontology annotation, biological process: rRNA processing. Lineage: Eukaryota; Metazoa; Arthropoda; Thecostraca; Balanomorpha; Balanidae. Bases 443 to 3451 code for a protein of 1002 amino acids. The record is from RefSeq and is a predicted model, not a curated record. The transcript is spliced from 18 exons. Gene Ontology annotation, cellular component: nucleolus; small-subunit processome. Gene Ontology annotation, molecular function: RNA binding.
AGUGCGGCCUUGUGCUGCCACGUGCGGUUGCCCGGUUGGUGUGUGACUGUGUAAUUUGCGUAGAGAUAUACGUAAUUUGCAUCAAUUCAGUUAUUUGUGUGCCAAUUCCUUUCAUAUUUCAGCACGGUAUUCUAUAUUUCACGGUAUUUCGGUAUUUCCAACCGUUUCUGUCAUCUGCAGAAAUCUUCAUCGCUACAUCCUCCCAAAGCAAGUCCACACCACGGCUAUACUGAUACCUAUCCUAAAUCCGUAACCCUGCUUAGUCACCCUGCUUAGUUCCCUUUACCCACAAAGAAGAAGAGAAGAAGAAGAAAGACUGUCAUCAAAAGAAGUUGGACGCAAGAGCCAAGUUGCUACGCGCCCUAACCCACAACAACAACAAAAACAACCUUUCAUAUUUUUAGAGAUUUAAGUUUCAGUUUAUCUGCACGUUCCCCUGAUCAUGUCGGAGCAGUAUUUUCCACGUGGUGGCAAGAUUAAGAGGAAGGCCACUGAUGCUGAAGAUAAGCAAGAUGAAGAGAAGCUGUUUGAUGAUCAGCCAAAGAAGAAAGCAAAGAAGCAGAAGGUGAAGCAAAAGAAAUUAAAAGGAGAAGCCAAAAAGACAAAUGGAACAGCUGAAGAUGAUUUCACCCAUGUGGAGCCUCUGAAGCAAGAUGACCUGGAGGCACAAAUGGUGCUGCUCGGGCGGGUGAAGCAGGUGGAGGAGUUCCACCUGCUGGUCAGCCUGCCCUGCCACCUGGUGGGCUCGGUGCCGAUCACCAACAUCUCCAGCACGUACAGCAGGCUCGUCGGCAGCCAGCAGGACGGCGAGUCGGCGCCGGCGCUGUCGGACCUCUUCACGACCGGCCAGUACGUCAGCUGCAUGGUGACCAAGGUGGACCAGUCCGGCCACAAGGUGCGCAACACGCUCUCCGUGAGGCCGGAGGACGUCAACAGCAGCCUGCCGGCCUCGGCGCUCGGCCCCGGACUGAUGCUGCAGUGUUCGGUGAAGAGCGAGGAGGACAAUGUGUUCGACAUCGACUGCGGCAUCGCCGGCACCCGCGCCGUCCUGCCCAAGUCGGCCCUUGGCACCGACCCGCCCGCGCUCGUGGCCGGCCAGGUGCUCUGGUGUCUGGUGGACUCCGUCCGCGCGGGGGACGGGCUCCACACGCUCACCCUGUCUGCCGACCCGGCGCGGCUGAACGGAGCUGAGCCCAGCGCCGAGUGCGGCCUCACGAGGCAGACGCUGCUGCCCGGCAUGAGGCUGCCCAUCACCGUGGCCAAGGUGCUACCGGGCGGACUGCAGGUGCGACUUCCAUUCGGCGUCACCGGACUCAUCUACAAAACCCAGCUGGACGAGCCGGCGGACUGUCCGGACGACUACAAUCCCGGCGCGGCGGCGCACGCUCGCAUUCUCUACACCCUACCCGUGCUGCGGCGCGUCUACCUGAGCCUCCGUCCGGCCGUGUGUCGCCUACCGGCCACCGAACCCGACACCGACCUUCUGACUGAAUCGGCCGGGGAGCGGCUGUCGGCCCAGGUGCUCGACUCGGACCAGCACGGUGUGCGUAUGGUGCUGGGUGACGGCGAUGAGGGAGGUGCCGUGGCGUACGCGCCCGUGUGGCACGCGCGGCGGGUGGGCGCCGGCCGCUGGCAGAGAGGGGAGAAGGCCUCCUGUACGCUGCUGGCCUAUGAUGCAAUGGAUGAGGUGUACAUCGCCUCCAUGAAAGGCGGCAAGGACGCGCCGAAGCAGGCGCCCAGUCUGGAGGUGGGCGCCAAGGUCACGUGUCGCGUGAAGGAGCUGCUGGACCAGGGCUGCAAGGUGGAGCUCGACGGCGGAGUGUUUGGCUUCAUACCCAACCACCACCUGACAAACGUGCCCGUCAAAAACCUGCAGACCAUGUUCCCAGUGGGAAAGAAACUCAAAUGCAAGGUGAUCCACUCGGACCCGGAGCGGCGCCGACUGGUCCUCACCCAUAACGCUCGGCUGGUCAACACGGGCAUCGGCCUGGCGGCGGACUCCGACCAGCUCAAACGGGGCAGCACACACCACUGGAUCGUCACCAAGGUGUUGGAGCGAGGUCUGAUCAUGACCGGCUACUCGGAUCUCAGCGGAUUCGUGCCGGCCGCGUUCGCCGGCUCCGCGCUCGACGACUUCUUCCCCGGACAGAUUGUACAGUGUUCGGUACACAAGGUGCGCCAGCCGUCGGCAGAUGGCGGCGGUGACCGUCGGGUGACGCUGUGCCCGGUCCGCGAGGCCGGCCAGCAGCCCUGGUGCGGCCGAGUGUGCACCGCUCGGGUGACGGGACGCGCGGCCGAUCGGCUCCUGGUGAUCACCGAGGACGGUCAGCGCGCCGAGCUGCCCGCAGGACACCUCACCGAUGUGCCCGAGCACGCCGCCGCGCAACUCGCCAGGUAUAAAACCGGCGACGAGAUCGAAGUUGUUGGCCUCGUUGCCGUGGGAAAGAAACUUGUCGUCUCUGCCAAACCUCUGUUCUUGGAGUAUGUUAAAAACAAGCGUUACCCGAGCUCCGCGGAGGAGGUGGUGGCCGGUGUGCGUGUACCCGGCUCGGUGAUCCACUCGGACGAGCGAGGAGUGGUGGUGGCCUUCCCGAGCCCCUACCCGGCGGGCACCUACCGGCUGAGACUGCAGGCCCUGUGUGACGGCUGGCAGCCGGACAUGUCCUCUCUGACCGGCCUCGAACACCGCACCAUCAUGCUGGAGGUGAUGCCGGCGCCUGCCGACAGCGAGUCCACCUUCGUCAGGCUCUCCGGCAGGAUCAACUACCGGGAGGAACAGGGCGGCUCGGUGUACCUGCGCCGGUGUCUGCGCGAGCUCUCCGAGCUGGUCCCACCGUCACCGGCCGCCGGGGACGCGGUCACCGGGCAGGUGAUGACCUGUGACCCGGCCGGGGUCACGGUGCGCCUGCCGGACGGCCGGGUGGGCGCGCUGCCCGGCGGAGAGGCGCGCGCGGUCGGUGACACGGUCAGCGCCACAGUGCUGCAGGUCACCCCGGCGGGCCACCUCAGUCUGGCGGCCGGCGAGCGGAUACUGCCCGCGGCGGUGCAGUCCGGCGUCACGGUUGGCCAUCGGUACACUGCCCGCGUGCUGGCGGCUCCGGCCGCCGGGUACCUUCUGACGGCGCUACUGCAGCCGCCGGCGCCGCCGCGGCUGGUGCAGCUGCCGGCACGGCUCGGCCUCAAUGACCUGACAGUGGGCCCGGCGCGACCCCAGCCAGGAGACACCCUCAACGUGCUCGUCAAAAGCUGCGAGGACGGCGUCAUUGUCGGUAUAGACUGUGACCGGAGAAACUUCCGUGACAGCGACGGGAAGACCACCAAGGACCGACCGCGCGACAAAAAUUGGCAAAAGAGGAACCGCUCCGGGCCCGGCGCGCGGCCGUCCCCGCGCCGUCCCCAGAGCGCCACCGCCAUCAGCUACAGCCGGUUCUCGCUGCAGGACGACAGCUAGUCCGUGGACAUGCUGCGUGGAGAGACGGGCUGGGUGUUAUGACAAUAUACGGCCGAUCGGGGCUAGUCAGUA